AUGCCCGCCUCCAGAAGCAGCACAAAGUUCUCCACCCCUGCUGAGGGCUCCGACAACGGCAAGGAAUUCACCACGCCGGCGACCAGUACCGAGGGCCACGAAGUCCCGGACAGGCCUGGAGAUGCCCUUGCUGAUGUCGCCAUUAUUGGAAUGGCCUGUCGCACGCCCGGAGACGUCCGCUCACCCGACAGUCUGUGGCAAUACCUCUUGAAGAAGGGGGAUGCAUCUGGUAGCCUUCCCGACUGGCGUUGGGAGCCCUAUCGACAGCGCCAUCCUCGCAAUGCGGCCCUGCUCGCCCAGACCACAGCCAAGGGUUACUUCCUCGACAACAUUGAUCAUUUUGAUGCUGCCUUCUUCUCCAUUUCACCUAGAGAGGCGGAGCAAAUGGAUCCUCAGCAACGCCUUGCGCUGGAGGUUGCCUGGGAGGCCCUGGAAAAUGCCGGAAUAUCACCUCCCCAGCUUGCGGGUUCCAACACCUCGGUCUACAUGGGGGUAAACUCAGACGACUACGCCAAGUUACUCCUCGAAGAUCUGCCGAAUGUUGACGCUCACAUGGGGGUGGGCACUGCCUAUUGUGGGAUUCCGAGCCGGAUCUCGUAUAUUUUGGAUCUCAUGGGACCCAGCGUUGCCUUGGACGCAGCUUGUGCUUCCUCCUUGGUGGCUGUCCACCACGCACGCCAGGCAAUCCGGGCUGGAGAAACUGAUCUGGCAAUAGCAGGUGGGGUCAAUGCUCUGCUUGGUCCCGGCUUGACCCGAGUGCUGGACGAAGCUGGAGCUAUAUCUACCGAUGGCAAGUGUCGCUCCUUCGAUGAGACAGCCAGCGGCUAUGGUAGAGGAGAAGGGGCAGGUGUCGUGAUUCUCAAGCGACUGGACAAGGCACUUGCAGAUGGCGACCAUGUGCUGGCUGUGCUCAAGGGCAGUGCAGUCGCUUCGGAUGGCAAGACCUUGGGGAUCAUGGCCCCCAAUGCGCGUGCCCAACUACUAGUGGCCCAGAAGGCUCUCGCAGAGGCCAAAGUGUCUGCUGAUUCGAUCAACUACGUCGAAGCUCAUGCGACGUCCACAUCCCUGGGCGAUCCGACCGAAACCAACGCUCUGGCCGAAGUCUAUGGUGCGGGAUCGGGGCGCAGCCCAUCUGAUCCCUGUUAUAUCGGCUCCAUCAAGCCCAACAUUGGUCAUUUGGAGGCCGGUGCCGGAGUGAUGGGACUCAUCAAAGCGGUACUGGUUCUUCGCCACGGCCAGGUUCCCCCGCAGGCCAAUCUCAAGACGCUGAAUAGCAAAAUUGCAUGGAACGAGAAUCUGCUGUGUCCACCGCGCGAGCUGGUGACCUUGCCGUGCCCGGGGCCGAUUCAUCCUUUACGCGCGGCCGUGGCAUCAUACGGAUAUAGUGGUACUGUGUCGCACGCGGUACUCGAAGCAUUUGCAGGACACUCCGAAUUUGCCGAGCGUCUGUCGCAGAUCCCUACCGGCGAUGAUCCUUCGCCCGUUCUUCUCCUCAUUUCCGCACCCCAGGCUCGUCGGGUUUCCGCCGCCGCGGGCGCUCUAAAGCAAUGGCUUAGCGAGAAUGAAGCAUCUAUAUCUCUCAAGACCGUCUCGUCGACUCUGGCUCAACGCCGGGCUCACCAUCGCUACCGCCAUGCCAUUGUGGCGGACUCCGUCCCCGAUGCUAUUGCCGCACUCGAUGAUGUUAGCAAGGAGGCACCGAAUCGAUGGGUUAUCAAGGACAAGAUCGAUGCUAAGGCCGCUAAGGGCCCGGUGUGGAUCUUUUCUGGUCAUGGUGCGCAGUGGGCAGACAUGGGCCGUGAGUUAUUCGAAUCGAGUCCGGCAUUCGAGGAGGUGGUCCGCAACCUAGAGCCCAUCAUCCAGGAUGAGGUAGGAUUCUCCGCCAUUGAAACUCUGCAAAAGGGAUGUCCCGAUCGCUCCGACGUGGUACAGGUAAUGACGUUCCUGAUGCAUCUUGGCAUUGCAGCCGUCCUAGAGAUUGAGUCAGGGCCUCCCAGUGCUGUCGUGGGCCACUCCCUAGGCGAGGCCGCCGCAGCCGUGGUGUCCGGCGCUUUGACCUGGCGCGAAGGGGCUCUCGUCGUGUGCCGUCGGGCGCGGCUAUAUCGCGAGCUCAUGGGGCAAGGCGCUAUGGCUCUAGUGCGAGUAUCUGCUGAGGAGGCUCGUACCCGUAUUGGCAGGCAAAUUGGAGUUUGGGUAGCGAUUGAAACAUCCCCUAGCGCGUGUGUUUUGUCUGGUGAGGUGGACGCCGUUAAGCAACUCUCAGAUCGGUGGCGCGAAGAGGGAAUUGAGGUGCGUAUGGUUGCCUCGGACGUGCCCUUCCAUACGCCAAUGCUGGAGAGAUUGGCCAAGCCUCUUUAUGAGUCGCUACGGGGAGAGCUUCAUCCCCGUGUCCCCAACCGGGCGCUCUUUUCGACCUCGCAGCCGGAUCCCCGUUCCGAGGUUUUGCGCGAUGCCCAGUAUUGGGUGACCAACAUGAUCCAGCCCGUUCGGCUGCAGUCUGCUAUCGCCGCCAUUGCACAAGAUGGCUUCCGGGCCCUGGUGGAAGUGUCUAGUCACCCCAUCGUGACACACUCCGUCGUGGAAACUAUGGGGGAAUGUACCGAGGACCCCGUUCUCGUCACCCCUACCAUGGUACGUCGCCAGCCUGCGCUAAAGAGCAUUUUGGCCGCGACAGGUCGACUGCAUUGCUUCGGUUGUGCCAUUAAAUUCAAUGAGUUGGACCCUAAUGCGCCUUGGAACUCGAGCGUACCCGGUACUCUCUGGCACCACCAACCAUUCUAUCGAGCCGUGAGCCAAACAGCGGCAUCAUCCCAACUCGAAACCACCCACGAUCCGGCUGCUAACAACCUUUUGGGAAAACGCAUCGCCCUUUGGGGUACAGAAGAGGUGCUGUAUCAGACGCGCUUAGAGGAGGAGAACCGGCCAUUUCCCGGUCAUCACCCGCUCCAUGGUUCCGAGAUCGUGCCGGCGGCGGUGUUGCUACGUACAUUCCUGCAGGCUCUGACGCCCCGGUGUGUAGAGCAGGUGUCGCUUCAAGUCCCGGUUGUGGUGUCGCCGGCUCGCAAGGUCCAGAUUCGCCACAACACCCGCAACAUUACCAUCACUUCGUGCCUGGAGGAGUCGAGCAGCCAAGAGGAUGGGUCCUGGUUGGUAAACACCACGGCUGCAGUGGGUGCCGCGAACGUUGUGCCUAGUCAGAGUCGUAUGGACCUGUCAGAGUUGCGCAAGCGAUUGCCCCAAAAGCUGGCUGACAGCUUUUCCAUCGACUACCUAGCAUCCGUAGGUGUAUCUGCCAUGGGCUUUCCGUGGCAAGUGACCGACCAUGUCGCCAGCGACGACGAGAUGCUGGCACGGGUAGACGCAAACCCGGAUAAUAUGGGAGGGAUGAAUGACUUCUUGACUUCGCUCAUGGAUGCUGCGACCUCCAUCUCCUCUACUCUUUGGCACCGCCAGCCUCUGCUUCGCAUGCCCACGUCAGUGCGUCGUGUCGUUGCCGUCCAUGAGAUCCCUAUCCCGCGAGUAGUCUACAUCCACUGCGCGAAAGUCGCAUCCACCAGCGAGUGCACGGCUGAUGUGACCCUUACUGGCGAGAAUGGCACAGUUUUGAUGGAGAUCCAGGGCAUGUCAUUUGCCGGCUUAGAGGGCGAGAGCUUCUCGCGAAAGAGCACUGCAGGUCUAGUCCACCAGAUUCAAUGGCCUCCGGCAGCACUUGUCGAGGACCCUUCGGAAUUCAGUCACAUCGCCUUUGUAACGCCAGACAUCACCGAUCCUCGGCUGGAACAAUAUCAGAGCCAGCUCGAUGCGCUGACCAUCUCCUCCUCCGUCCACCAGGCCGCUUCAGACCUACCCUUGACCAGUCAUCCCUCUCUCGCGGUGGUCUAUCUGCCACAGACCAUGACAGAUGCCUUUGAUACGGCAACCAGAUCCUGUAAUGACCUUGUUUCCAUCAUACAGACUAUCACUGCGGCUGCUUCUUCAACUACGCGAGUCUUUGUCCUCACUGCAGGAACCGAACUCGGUCACAGCGCUCUUUCGGGUCUCAGCCGAAUCAUCCAGGCUGAGCACCCUGACAUCUGGGGUAGUCUCAUUGAGGUCGAAGACACUGUCUCUCUCCCACUUAUGGCCAUGCGCUAUGUUCGGGAUGCCGACGUGGUCAAGAUCAAAGAUGGCGUCCCACGCAUUGCCCGUCUUCGGCCGCUUCCAUCUGCUUCUUCCUCCUUUUCGCCUCUCACCUUCUCUCCGGCCUCGACCUAUCUCAUCACCGGCGGACUGGGUGCUCUUGGACUGUCAGUUGCCCACUGGAUGGUUACUCAAGGCGCUCGGCGGCUCCUCUUGCUGUCUCGUCGCGCUCUUCCUCCGCGCAGCACAUGGUCCUCCACGCAUAUGAACAAUCCUACCAUCCAAAGCAUUUUGGCCCUCGAACGCCUCGGAGCCACGGUCCACUGCCUCCCCAUCGACAUCUCUCUGCCCAUGGCUGCCUCCGGACUUCGGUCCACCCUGGAGACUCUGAACCUCCCUCCCGUGGCUGGUGUUAUCCAUGCCGCUGGAAUUGUCAGUGACCAACUUGUUGAGCAAGUGACCCCGGACGUCCUGGAGUCUGUACUAGCGCCUAAGAUCAAAGGUGCUCUCAACUUACAUGAUGUCUUCCCUCCAGCGUCCCUGGACUUCUUUGUUCUGUUCUCUUCAUGCGGUCAGCUACUCGGAUUUCCCGGGCAAGCAUCGUACGCCAGCGGAAACGCCUUUCUCGAUGGCCUCGCUCGGUCUCGCAGAGCCCAGGGCGAUAAUGCCAUCUCUCUGCUCUGGACCACGUGGCGUGGAAUGGGCAUGGGGCAGUCCGCCAACGGCGCGAUGGAAGCGGAGCUCUACGCGCGCGGAAUCACCGAUAUCACACCCGACGAAGCGUUCCGGGCCUGGAGUGCCGUGGCAUCUACUGGUGGCGGAGGCACAGAUCAUGCAGUAAUUGUGCGAGCGAGAGUGUUAGAAGGUGGCGAGCCCUUGCCCCAUCCUAUUCUUACGGACAUCGCUACAAGGAAGGCAGAGGUUGUCAAUGCUGGAGAGCAUCCCGCGGGUAGCCAGGAAGUGAAGUUGAGUGGAAGGGAGUUGGAGCAACAUCUCCGGGAUGUCAUUAAUGGAUGUGUAUCGAAGACAUUGUCGGUCAAGGAGGACGAGAUCGAUGAUGCUGUGGCAUUGGCAGAGAUGGGUAUGGAUUCAGUGAUGACGGUCAAUUUCCGAAUGACCCUGCAACAGACGCUCAAAGUGCCAGUCGGGCCAACGUUAAUCUGGAAAUGCCCGACUGUGCAGCAUUUGGUGAAGCACUUUACAAAGGAGCUGGAUGCUUAA
Aspergillus niger is the source of this 5340-nucleotide messenger RNA. RefSeq lists its product as uncharacterized. Bases 1 to 5340 code for a protein of 1779 amino acids. Gene Ontology annotation, biological process: fatty acid biosynthetic process; secondary metabolite biosynthetic process. The transcript has a single exon. Lineage: Eukaryota; Fungi; Ascomycota; Eurotiomycetes; Eurotiales; Aspergillaceae. Gene Ontology annotation, molecular function: phosphopantetheine binding; 3-oxoacyl-[acyl-carrier-protein] synthase activity; fatty acid synthase activity. The record is from RefSeq and is a predicted model, not a curated record.